Oryzias latipes (Japanese medaka) is the source of this 3283-nucleotide messenger RNA. RefSeq names its product G2/M phase-specific E3 ubiquitin-protein ligase. The record is from RefSeq and is a predicted model, not a curated record. NCBI's taxonomy places the organism in Eukaryota, Metazoa, Chordata, Actinopteri, Beloniformes, Adrianichthyidae. Gene Ontology annotation, molecular function: ubiquitin protein ligase activity. Gene Ontology annotation, biological process: Golgi organization; protein polyubiquitination; membrane fusion. Gene Ontology annotation, cellular component: nucleus; Golgi membrane; cytoplasm.
AUAUAAAUGUAAAUGUUAAAUGUAAAUGUAAAUCUAAAUGUUCCGCCUAAAUGUUAAAUAUAAAUGUUGACUUUAAAUGUUUGGGAAAUAUGCUAAUGAGGCCACGCCCCUCACCGAAUAGAGCGGUCCUUGUUCAGACGAAAGUUGAACCUUAAUCAUGGCAAACUCUUUGAGACCUGAGGAUAUUGAAAGGGCCGUUGUUUCAGGAGUGCGAGCUGCAUUGCAAGGUGUCCUGGCACCUACACCUGCUGCUGCAAAUCUGGUUAACACAUCAUCACCAUCCACAAGUUCUGCCGCUUAGUUCACACAGACCGGUCAACACUCUGCCGCCACCCAUAGCAUCCACAAGUUCAACCACAUCUGCAGGGGCUGGCACAUCCCAGAGAUUGGUUCCUUUUCCAUCAUAUUUUCAAUCAAGAAGAGGUCGAUCAGGAUAUCAGCAAAGAAAAAACGUGAAAACGUUUACAAAAGACGUUGUAUGUUUGCCAUUUUCUCCAAGGGAAUCAGUUUUCGUCAUACCUAGAGGAGAAAACUGAAGUCGCUUGGCUCAAGCUGGUCUAAUUGGAAAAAUUUCCUUUACCACCGAGUGGUCUGAAGAUCAGCUCAGAGAAGAAAUUUCUGCUAUCUUCAGAGGAUCAUUUGGCAUCUCCGAGCAUGAUGUUUUCCCUUUUCAGUACUUGAGCACAAUAAAAGGGUGCAAAAAAUUAAUGAAGCCCAAUGUCACACUCAACUUUCCCUGGGGGGGGAAAGAAGUUUCUUCUGUUUGCUCAAAUACCUGUCUUUACAUUAUGGCUGAAAUGGAAAUGCCAAAACAGGUGAGCUUGAUAGUGAAAGUACUGGUAAACCUUUUUCAUGUAAUAUUAUUUGCAUGCGAUUUUUGUUAAAAUUAUUUAGAUAUGAACAUAACUAAGCACAGCAUCAUCUUUACAUGUGACACUUUUUAUUGUUGUAAAUUGUUUUUGCAAUCACAAAUUAACUUUGAACAUUUAGUCAUGCUUGUUAUGUCUAAAUUACAAUUUAUAUGCUUUUAAAAUUGCUUUCUUACACAAAAUUUCCACAUCUUAUCAUUCAGCACAGAGUUUUUGACACGGAUGACAGUGACUUUGAAAGUCCAACUUUUCAGAGUAGAGAUCUUGAGACAUUGGAGCAAUCUAAUGUUGACGGUCCAUAUGAACCAAUGGAGGCAGAUGCCACAAAUCGAGAACAUGAGACCGAACAAGGAGGCACUCGUUUCUCUGAUUUCAUACCACUUGAUUUCGAAGAAGAGGAGGCAGUCGAGGAAGCCAUCAGACGCAGUUUGGAAGAAGAAACUGUCCAGGUUCCACAAGAGUCGAGGUCUAUUAAAACGUUGACAACAGAAGAAAUAACUGGAAUUGUAAAAGCUCACAGUGAAAUGGUUGUUACAGAAGGAUUUAGGUCAAUCAUUGUCAGCCGAAGAAAUGUGUGGACAUCUGCGAUCCGACAAUUCAGGCGACCAAGAUUUGUUGAAAGCACCGAUAUGCUGUAUGUAACAUUUGCCAGUGAUAAAAACAGCACAGAAGAUGCAGAAGAUCUUGGAGGUCCCCGUCGAGAAUUCUUUCGCUUGCUUGUUAAAGCAAUUUUCCAAGAAAGUGGGGCAUUUGAGGAGUCCCCCAAUGGCUUCAUUCCAAGACUAAGUGUUUCGCAUGUCCAAAAUCGAGUCUACCGCACUAUUGGUCAGAUGAUGUCUACCAUCAUUGUCCAAGGUGGAGAAUGUCCUGCUCUCCUUUCGUCUGUUGUCUUGGACUACCUGCUGACUGGGCGUAUGUUCGACAUCCGCGUUUCUCCAGAGGAUGUUGCCGAUUUGGAACUUAGAGACAGCCUCAAGACAAUUGAUCAAGCAACAACUGAUGAUGAUCUGCAACGAGCAAUAGAAUCCUGUGAGUCAUGGAGGUACCAGAUUGAAGGUCUUCCAAACCCUGUUACCAUGGACAACAAGGAUGCAUUUGUUAAAAAUGCUAUAAUUUUCCAUGUUCUACUACAACGAAAGAGCUGCUACGAUCAGUUAGCUGAGGGGUUGGAAUGUUAUGAGCUCUUACCACUUCUGAAAGAGAACCUUCCCCUUCGGGUUCUUUUAGAGAUGCCCAAGGUUCGCAGUGAUCUUACAGCAGAUGUGGUUGCUACCCUUCUGAAGCCCAGCUACUCCGUUCUGGGAAGCAACAAACGACCAAAAGAAGAGCUGAUGGUGGUUAAGUUCAGAGAUUUCCUCAAUAGUGUUCAAGAAAGAGAAGUUGAGGAAUGUCUUCAUGGCAGAACCCUGACAGAAGCAGAGAAGACCUUUCUCAGAACUUUAAAUCCUGGACAUAUUCUCGCCUUUGUGACUGGAAGUAGCAGAGUUCCAGCAGUUGGAUUUCAACCAAGUCCAAAGUUAAGCUUUGUUCAUAAUGAAAACAAGUACCUUCCAGUCGCUCAUACGUGCUCAAAUGAGCUUGAAAUCUUUGUAAAUUCCAAAAAUCUAGCUGACAAUGAUGAGUUUGAAUAUAACUUCCUAGUAGCGCUUAUGAAUGGAGCAAAUUUUAGUGCAGUUUAAAUAAACAUGAAAAUAUAUUCCAGGGAAAAGGGUCCAGGUGAGUAAGAAGGGAAAAUAAAGUGGAGAAGAGAAGAAAUGUAGAAGAAUGGAUACGUUAUUUGUAUUAAUCCAAAACACCUCAGUGAUGUUUUUCUGUUUUUUUUUACUUCUGUAUUAAUAAAUAUAAAAAAUUUGCCUUUGUAUGGAGUUUUGCUAUGUUUAAAUGUUAUUAAUAAUUUUAGUUAAUUCAUAAAAGCAGGAAAAUGUGCUACUUGUGUCUUUGUUGAGGAUCUGUUUCUGCUGUUUGAUGAGCAAAUUGUAUUUAAUUAAACAAAAACAGGAAAUGUUGAACGGUUUUCUUUUUUCUGUUUCCAUGUAAAGCCACUCAAGACAACAGUUAAAUAUGAAAAGUUACAAAAGAGGAAAAAUGGUAAAAUAUAGAUUUGGAUCUCUUUGUUCGGGAAACUUAUAUUUAUUUAUUUUCUAUGGGAAGGAAUUGGUAUUGUCUGUAGAAAAGUAUGCAUUUUCUGAACACCAGAGAGAGUACACCCAUUAUUUCAUGUUGAUCCAUUUCAAAUAAUAGGUUAUUUUUUGAAAUGUCAAUAGAUGUUUGUUUAGCAGAGCAACAUGGUUGUGUGUUGAAAGUGUUUGCAUACGUUGUCUCACAUGUAAAGCCUAUUGGAUGUUCAUUCUUUAUGGAAAAGGUUUCAAUUACAAACUCAAAUGAUGAAACAUUAAACAAACAAUUAAACUAGA